Molecule: messenger RNA, 5157 nt
Organism: [Torrubiella] hemipterigena
Lineage: Eukaryota; Fungi; Ascomycota; Sordariomycetes; Hypocreales; Clavicipitaceae
Source: the annotation of a GenBank genome assembly
GCGCGACUUUAGCGGAAUAAACUUAUGAAGAAUUCUCAAUUUUAACAACCAAAAAGUAGUUUAAUGUGUGAUCUGGAGCGCAUAAAUCAUUUCGCUAUUAAAAUGGCCACAAAAGACGCAACGGAGACACAGGUGGCUGAACCACUAACCAUCUUACCAGUCUCCUCUGACGCACAGCUGUUGGAUAUUUGUCAAAUAGCAACAAGAUGUCGAGAGCUGUUGCUGUCUCUAGCAAAGCCAAACGAAAAUUCUGGAAAUCCAGAUAGCGAGGCUAGCAAGCAGCUCACUAGCUUUAAUAUUUGGGCUGCAAAUGUUGGCGUGUUCAGAGCGGCAUCUCAGUCUCUCGCAGCGCGCUUGAAGAGCAUUCCAGAUAUAAGCACGAGUAUGCAGAAAAUAUUAACUAAUCUGGAAGUGAAACUAGAACUGAAGCUCGCCGAGAGUGCGGAGAACGAAAACACAUCUGGUGAAGAGACCGACGCAAGUUCUGAUCGUUCCUCCAUUUCGUUCGACAGCACGUCUCAACUAUAUAAAGACGGACUUGGUCUUUAUAUCAGUUGUAGUAAAACGUGGAUGGCAAUAAAUAGCGCGAUCACAACUCUUCGACAGCUUGGCGUUCGACUCCAUCACGCAGGAGCUCGCCACAGACGCGAAAGAAUCGACAGAUUUAUCAGUAUUAAUGGAAACAAGGACGUCUAUAAGCUAUUCGACCACUUGGCCUUUCAAAUGGUUGCAAAUCUGUUUCCGAAAGCCAGCGAUACCCUGAAAGAGCGAGCCGCAACAUCAAUCGCCCGUCGUCGAUUAAAGCUCCUUUAUCUGGAGACACAUCAAAUGAAGUUACGAGAAAUAAAGACCGUCUCACCAACACCGGACGUCCCUAUUCCAAAACAAAAUAUUAUUAAAGAACCACAUCCAAUACGCAAAGCACCAGGUUUACAAAAGAAUUACUCUACUAGUAUCAGCAGAGUUACAUCGCCAUCUAUGUAUCCAAAAACUCAAUUGUCAGCAACAGUUGAUACUAAAUGGCAGGGAGUGGAGAAGGCUGUAUCAGUAUCAUCUAUCCGAAGCGUUGUAGGACAACUCCCAACUCUUCCAACUAUUGAUAACACAAGCAUGUCAUUCACCUGUCCUUAUUGUUUGCUUGUUUGCCCUUCGACUGAAGCAAGCUCCGCCAACGCUUGGCAGCAACAUCUAAUUCGCGAUUUAGAGCCAUUCUUCUGUGUAUUUGAUGAAUGUGAUAUGCCUUUUGCUUGUGGUCAGUCCCAGACAGCAUGGGCUCAUCAUAUGAAACAAAACCAUGCGCUGCCUAUGUGGAAUUGCCCGUACUGCCCACCGCUGGGGGCCAAUAGCAGACUUUCUUCUUCCAUGGAGCUUAAUAAUCACUUAGAAAAUUCUCAUGCGGAUCGGAUUUCGCAGGGACUCCGAGAUGUAGCUGUUGAGCAUAGCAAGGUCCAAACUAAUGAGAUACUUGGCAAAUGCCCAUUUUGCAAUGGGUAUCCUGACGACAUCGAUAAAGAAUUUCCAAAUCAUUCAUCACGGGAUGCCAUUAAAUCCCUUGAAAAUCAUAUUCGACACCAUCUUGAUGACAUUGCCCUACUGUUAUUACCUAUAGAUAUGGGCGACGAUGUGCAACAGGACGGCGACUCAGACGUUGAAGCAGAGAGAGGCAACAGAAGCGAACAGAACGUGGAAGAUUUGGAACUUUUAAUAGAGCGGUUUACUGCAUCCGCUCUACGGUGCUCCCGGGUGGACUGUGAUUGCCAUAUUGAUCCUUCUAUCCUAAGUGGUAGCUGGGCGAACUGGGAAGAUUUUUGCAUUGGUAACAGGACUCUCUUCAACGAGCAAGGACCUGUUAUAGGCUGCUUCGACCCAGUAUAUCGAGAGUCCGCAGCCAUUGGCGAAUGGGAAUUUUCAUAUCCCCGUUCUCUCGCGCGCAAGCUGAUCCGGAGUAAUGCGGAAUUUCCAAGUGUGGAGCACGAUACGAAACUGCGCGAGCUAUUUAACGUUGGGUCUUUUACCAAAGAUCAUACAUCUAGCCUUUAUGGUCCCGAAACAAGAAUGUACAGAAUGAUGGAAUCUUUACGUCAACUCAUGUCCACCAGGGGCCCAUCAAGCGACUGGUACAAAUCUACGAUCCCUAAUCCCGCACCCAAUAGCUGCAAUUGGGUGGAUAGCUGUGAUCAGAUAAUACGGUGGAAGCGUGGAGAGGUCAAUCACUUAACCAUCAUUGGCUCACAUGGCUGUGGGAAAUCUGUUCUUAGCAAGCACAUCGCUGACUCGACUACAAACCCUCUAUGCUACGUCUUUCUUCCAGACGAUCAAAUGAUAAAAGGGAGCCAUAUAAUGGCUAUUGUAUUAUAUCAACUUUUCAGUCAGUUCCCAGACCUUCUGGAAACGCUUUCAUCACGAAAUGAGAUUGUUGAUGACUCAGGAAGGAUAACUACAACACGCGUAUACAAUCUCUUGGAGCAGUGUGGAUCACUUUCUCAGUUUCCUAUUUCUUCCAUCCCUAUGGUUCUCAUCAUACUAGAUGGAAUAUCAGCGAGCAACUGUGACAAGACAUCCAAGAUGUAUAUACACCGCUUGAUGAACUUAAGAGACAGUCGAUUUCGAUUCUUAACGACGACUCAAGACCCAGACGACAUGGCUUUAAAAAUAUCUAAUGUAACAGAGAACCUCUACUUAGCUGAAAAUACAUCUUUUACAGAAACACGUUCAAGGACCUUUGAAGCUCAGCUAGAUGUUCUGUUCAAGCAAAAAGCUUGGCCAGCAACGGUACGCGCCGAGAUUAUUCGCAUAACUUCCACCAACGCGCGAGACUAUUUAUACGAUAGUCUUUCUCUGGAAGUCCUGAAGUCGAGUGCCUUUGAGCGCAUUGUGGUCAACAGAGCAACUUCGAAAAUUACCUUCCCGAAUGAAGCCAAAGAUGCAUUCAACAAAUUGGCACGUGAAUCAAUGUGUGAUGAGGGGAUACGAUUUAUUUUAUCAUGCUUGAUCAUUGCUCGCCGACCUAUGUCAAAAGCUGAAAUCCAGAAUAUCCUCGCCAUUUCAGGAUAUAUACCAGCCCUAGUUCAAACACUACGUCAUAAGGGUAUAAAUUCCGAAAAGUCUGCCGAAGAUCAUAAAAUUCUAGAUCACUUCUUCACAUGGCUUCUGAUAGACUAUGAUGGUUGGAUUUCAUUUCGCCAUACUACUCUUAUCUCAUUUACAAUUGAAUUUUUGGAUAUUGCUAGCGGUGCUGUCCGAGAAGUUGACGCUGCUCUGGGCUGUGCACAAUACCUUGAUCUGUUCAAUAGGAUGAGCAGAGACGAGAUUCAAAAAUUGGAUUUGUUACACUUGUUACCAUUCGCCGCCACUCUUUGGGAAGAGAUAUUCUCACAUUAUCCAAAUUUUAUGCCACAAGAAGAGUUACGCGAACCUAUGAUUGCUAUCUUUGACGUUGAAUCUGCAGCAUUCCGCACAUGGUUCCCUAUACAUCGCGAGAUGUACCGGAUUGGUAAUCCGCCAGCGGAACCAUAUAACUCGCUAUUGAUAGCUGCAUACUUUAGAGCUUCAUGUCUUGUUAAAGCUUAUCUUACCGAUCAAGUUGCCAUUGAUAGCACUGAUGGAACUGGUCGAACAGCGCUCUCUUGGGCUGCGAGUGAUGCUUCUGUAUCGAUGGUUCGCUUAUUGUUAUCCAAAAAUGCGAAUAUCAACACAAAAAGCAUACAUGGAUUAACACCACUCAUGUAUGCAAUUGAUAGGCGCCGCAUCGAAAUUGUGAAGGAGUUACUUGACUACGACGCAUACAUAGAAGCUACAGAAAAUACCGGAAAGACACCCCUAAUGUACGCAGCGCUUGUCGAUGACAUUGACAUUAUAAGAUUACUGAUGGAUCGUGGGGCAAAUAUCAAUGCAAUGGAUGAUUAUCGGCGAACACCUCUGAUUUACUCUACCAUGGUCGGCCAUGCUAAUAGAGUUCUAAUCGCCAAGCUUCUAUUGGACCAUGGAGCCAAUGAUUACAUGGAAGAUACGAAUGGUAAUACAGCACUUUCUAUUGCCAUAGAAUUGGACGAUGCUAAAAUGGUAUCUUUAUUGGUUCAUACAAUCGAAGAUUCAACACAAAUCAAUCAUAGACAACGCGCCCUCUGGCUAGCUGCGAGGCUAAACCUGAUUGACCUUGUCGCCAUACAACUGGACGCUGGCUCUGUGGCUGACUUCUUGAAUAUACAUGAGCGCGAGAGCUUCAACCUGAACCGUCUUCAUGGAACAGAACCUGUAGCUAUCUUGCUGCUACAGCGCUAUGUGAAGAAGUAUAUACAAGAGGACGCAUCUCGUACUUGCUUAUCCUGGGAUUCACGGGUUCCUUAUAAUUCUAUAACAAAGGCAGCGGAAUACUCGCGAUUAUAUGCUGCAGCCGUUGAAUUGAAAGACUUUACAUCGCUGCUUGAAAGAAUAGAAAAGGCCGAAUCUGUGCAUUUGCUGGAGCGAUCAACACUUUUAGCCGAGGAUGUUUCUAAAAUAUUAAGCGGCCCAUUACCAGCUGGAGUGGAACACUCGAGUUAUGCUUUGCAAUAUCUUUCUGCAAGGAUAUUAUGCUUAACACAAAGAUCAACAAUGUACAAUGAUCGACUGACAUGGCUAGAGGGGGUGGCUCUAGAUACAGAAGAAAUGGUAUCAGAUGUUGGCGCUGCGUUCCUAUUAGCAACCCAGGAAUUGCUACUGGAGGAGUACAUUGCCAAAGGUCACUAUACGUCAGCCAUUGAUUUAGUUGUUUCAAUGCUCGAGUGCAACUAUCUCACCCGUGACCCAACUAGCCACGAGCACUGUACUUUGCUAGUCAUUCUAGCAGAGCUUUAUCGAUACAAUUCUGACAACGAGAAGGCAAUCGAGACGCUUGGACGCGUGCUUGGUAAUAUUGCCCAUGAGGUGACAGAUCCAGAAAAGAUAGAAGCGCUUCGACUUCUUGCAAAAGAUGAAAGGCCUGCUACUAUGAAGCAUGUCGUAGAAACACUAGAUGCGGAUCGACUUGCUAUUUUACAUAUACUACUGGGUAUAUAUUGUAACAUGGAAAUAUAUCCUGCAGCCUGGGGUGUUAUGAAAGAAAUGGUUGACAUCGCCAAUCAACGCUCACAGAUCCAUCUACGAAUAACAGCGGAAUUCAGCGGACCUCUUCCUUGA